AUGUCGCGCACACGUCCUCCGAACCCACGAGAAUGGAGCCGUCUACAGAAUCACUGUACUUUCCUCACACCGCGCACCCGUACGCUUCUCCCUCCCGCGAUCAACAAUCACCUUCCCGGUAAACCCAACAACCACAGCCUCGCGCAUCCACGACUUCUGCACACCACACCCUCUCGCGGCGCAGCUCGGCCGGCGCCUUCUACCCGAAUAAAAGCCUUUCAAGUAAGAGACACCGGCAGACCCGGGUCUCUGGGCCAGCAACCCCCCACGGCCCUUCCUGAGGAAGACCUCCCGCCUCGGAACAGCGUCGCCCAUGCUCAACUCCAGGCUCACCUGCAAAUCUUCCAAAAAAAUGCAUUCCCACUGGUUAGUGCAAUGCUGAAGGAUGGGGUUAUUGAUAAGAACAUGACGCCCAAGAAAUUUAAGCGGAUUGGAACGGCGCUGUUACAGAAUGCGUACACAUCGCACGCACUAUCUCCGGACCUAAUUCGUAAUAUUGCGCGGGCUGAAGAUGUAGACCUGGACACCAUUCUCGAAAUCGGCCAUGUCAUUGCGGGAGAGAACGUCCAAGCUGCUAGAUGGGUGCUCGCUUCCUGCUUACGUGCUGGGUCGUUGGUGGCGCUCUUAAUUGCUGCAGCCCGUACUCUCAAUGGGUGUCACGACGGCGGCAACGUGUAUAACGCAACCACAGUUCGCGAACUUCCGUCUAAAACCCUACUUUCUCGGAUUGCCGUCAUUGCGCAGUCCAAGAAUGAGCCGCAUAAUUCUGAUCCGCGAGUCAAGCUCCUUUACGCGAAAUACCUGGGUCUACGUGGGCAGUACGAGCAGGGCAUAGCACUAGUCCAGGAGGUGUUGCAAUUGAUUGAACCCAGUCGAGUAUAUCGCAAGCCGACUCUAACUAUUAAUAACUCCAUUGAACCACCGUGGCUGCUGCUCGCAUGGUUAAAGCGCGAGUUGAGGAAGACUCAAAUUAAGAAGAAGAACGGAGGCCGCGGUGACAGAAAAGGGGAUGCAAACGAUGUAGUCUCUCAGGAGGAAGUGGAUGCAUUACGUCUCGGGGCGAUAGAGUACCAGGACCCAAUUGCACUUGUGCAUUAUGCCAGGUACAUGGGGGAGGAAAGUGGGAUUAAUGAUUAUGAAACAUACAUGGGGCAGGCAGCUGCGGCUGGGAACAAAGACGCAUGCCGGAAAUUAGCCAACUUCUACUAUCUCAUCUCAGUUGGACAGUACCCGCAGCUCGGGACGCGGGACGCAAAGUCUACAAAGUUACGGACGACUGCCGAGACCACUACGGAGGACAUAGACAUGAAGGAAGCAGAAAGCGCGAAGGGUGCUCUAUCAACAUUAUUGUCCUACUUUGGCCCACGUCCUCGUCACGAGUACCGCGCCCUGGCGAUGGAAUGGUAUCGCGUUGCUCUGGCCCAAGGUUGUUUCGGUUCAGGGUUGCAUCUUUCUCUACUUCAUGGACAGGACGGUAACCAUGAGGCUGCAGGGGCAGUGUUUCAAGAAGUUGAAAAGCACGCAGAUCAAAUGCAGGGCUGGGCUCAAAAGCUAAUAGCUGCACUUCAGGAAGGAACAAACGUGCCAACGGGGUUGCCUCUUGAUGUGUAG
This is a messenger RNA of Aspergillus puulaauensis, 1611 nucleotides long. RefSeq lists its product as uncharacterized. The record is from RefSeq and is a predicted model, not a curated record. The coding region runs from base 1 to 1611 and encodes 536 amino acids. The transcript has 2 exons. NCBI's taxonomy places the organism in Eukaryota, Fungi, Ascomycota, Eurotiomycetes, Eurotiales, Aspergillaceae.